AUGGCUGCGGCGGACCGGCCCCCUGUUAGGGAAGGAGUACGGAUAGUUUUUCUGUGUGUGGGCUGGUACACGGUCAGUUCGGGGGGCAACAUCGUCAACAAAAUCAUCCUCAAUGGAUUCCCGUACCCGGUCACAGUCUCUCUGUUUCAUAUUAUUUCUAUCGUCGUCUUCCUCCCACCGUUGUUGCGGGCAUGGGGAGUCCCCAGAACAGAACUGCCGAGCAGGUAUUACCGGUGGUACAUCCUGCCUUUAGCUUUCGGAAAAUACUUUGCGUCCGUGUCGGCACAUUUCAGCAUAUGGAAAGUACCCGUUUCAUAUGCGCACACCGUCAAAGCUACAAUGCCAAUAUGGGUUGUGCUGUUAUCAAGAAUUAUCAUGAAGGAGAAGCAAACCACAAAGGUGUAUGUAUCGCUCAUCCCCAUCAUUGGAGGAGUGCUGCUGGCCACAGCAACUGAGCUGUCCUUUGAUGUUUCAGGACUAAUCAGUGCUCUGGCUGCCACACUGUGCUUCUCUCUGCAGAACAUCUUCUCCAAAAAGGUGUUGCGCGACACAAAGAUCCACCACUUGAGGCUUCUCAACAUCCUGGGCUUUAAUGCUGUUCUCUUCAUGCUGCCCACCUGGGUUCUGGUGGACCUCUCUGUGUUUCUUGUUAACGGAGACCUGUCGGAGAUCUCGGGAUGGUCAGGUACCUUCGUCCUCCUGCUCAUCAGCGGCUUUUGCAACUUUGCUCAGAACGUCAUCGCCUUUAGCGUACUGAACAUCGUCAGCCCGCUCAGCUACGCCGUCGCCAAUGCCACCAAGAGGAUCAUGGUCAUUAGCAUCUCACUGCUAAUGCUGCGCAACCCGGUCACCCUCACAAACGUCAUGGGUAUGAUGACGGCCAUAGUCGGGGUCUUCCUCUACAACAAGGCCAAGUAUGACGCUAACAAGGAGAAGAAGCUGCUGCCAAGCGCCAAACAGGACCUGAUGUCCUUUGAAAACCCUGCGCUGGAGAAUAUCCAGGCCAACGGGUCAUUGCCUUUCUCCCACGGCUCAGAGCAGCAUCACAACUGGAACAACGUGCUGACCGACCACUUCCAGUACAGCCGGCAGGCCUACACGAAAAACUUCAGCAGCAACCACCAGUACGUGGUGUAAAGGAGGAGUCUGUCCUCGAGACGGGUGGCUGUCAUAGACAUUACUGUGUGUAGCCACCCUCCCAGCAGCGGGGGACAGCCCCGCUCCAAACACGAGACUGAAGGCAAGUGCUGUUUGUUCUGGAUAGGAAGAAUGAGAUGGCCAGUGACGUGACCUCUCCCACGCUCCUCCCUGUUUAAACUUCACUUUCUGACAGCAUCGCUGUAUGUCAUUGUUUAUUUAUUAGUUUGGUACCGACUGUAUGGAAUGGUCUGAGAGAAAAACAAAACUUAAAGCAACACCAAAGCACUUUUCCUCUUCGGUCCCCCUACAGGUUGGAAGCGGAAUUGUCCAUUACCGUUCUCAUUCGAACUACAGAUCCGCUACCCGAUCUGGCAAACUUGCAUAGUGCGGUUAUAGCCGAUAGAGGGCCACAAAGCGAAUGCAGAACUGCCGUUCACCCUGUUACGAGUUGAUGAACCACUGAAACGAUUUAGGAAACAUUAUUUGAAGGUACAAAAUAAUCUUUGGUGUUGCUUUAAAUCACGCGUUUAAUACAUUUUGGUGUCAGAUUCAGCCAUGUUAUCCAGACACAGAAAUGGGCCACAGCAUGUGGACACGUAAAAGGUAGUCGAUGAUUUGCACCUUAUUGUCUGGAAAAUGUCUGCGUUUUCUUUUCACAACCAGCCAUAGUUUGUUUUUUUUGGGUUAUUUUGUUCACUUUCAGAGGAAAGGAUGUCAGCUGUAAUUAUUUAAUGUGAACGCUAAAUUGCACCGAAACAACAGUCAUGUUACAAACCAACAAAUCUCAGUGGAAGGCAUUAACAUUUUGGUUUUAGGCAUUGCAUAUGUAUGGUUAUAAUUUUUCUUCAUGAGGCACCUUUAAGGAUGUGAGUAGAAACAAUCAGUUUAAAUUGUUGUCCUCGGUGAAUAAAACGUGUUCCUGCUGGGGACUUGUUUGUAGACGGUGGAGAAUUUUAGGUGACGGCUCCCUAAGAAAAGUUGGGAAAUUUGUGUUUUUGUAGCUUUGGUCCGAUGGUAGGAAAACUUGAUCAGACUUUCACUUGGCGUUUUUCACCAUGAUAGCGGCAUGGUAAUGUCAGAAAUGACCAGAAAUUCAUGGUCCCCAGAGGAUGAAUCCCCAUGAUUUUGGUGAUCUCCUGACUUUUGGUUCGGAUAUUAAUUCCCCCUCCUCAGGAUACACUAAUCAGAUUUGGUGAUCCUCUGACUUUGUAUCUAGCGGCAUCUUUAGGUCAAAAUUUGAAUUUGUUCAAUACUUUCGUUUAUGAUUAAACUCCUGCAAAUCUAAUGGCAAACCAGUCUCAGCUUUUCUUUAUGUUUAGAGAUAAUUAGCAGAUGUUAGCAUACUAGCAUGUUAUACUUGGUGCACAUGGUAAAUGUUACACCUAAUAAACAUCAGCAUGUAAGCAUAGUCAUUGUGAGCAUGUUAGCAUGGUAACAGUAGCAUCUAGACUGCACUCACUUUCCAGCGAGGUUCAAAAUUACAAGUGCCUGAUGAAGAAAAAUGCCCAAAUUUCAACAAAAAGGAAUCCAUUCAUUGUGUCUGCAAGAAACUGAUGCUCUUAAACUUGUUGCACACACAGAUCAGUAAAAGGAUCAGUCCCACUUGUUGUCAGCAAGUGUUUUUAACUGCCACUAUCAAAGUACUUUUCAAUACACACACACACACACAAGCCUCUGUGUCUUUGAUCAAAAAUUAACUUUCAGAGUGAGACCAGUUCUGUCACGCAGAACAGUCAGUGACCUCCCACAGAUCUGUCCCUUUUCCCCAAGAUAACUAAUAAGUUCACAGUUUGUUAAUCAUGGAGCAUAAAUGUACAAAGUUAAAAUUAGAUUUAGCAAACUCAUGUUCCAUCUUUCUUCGGUAGUCUAACCCUGUAAAAUGUAAUGGAGAUGUUAAAAUUCAUAAUUUUGUUUGUCAUAGUUUGGAGGUGAAGAAUCGCUUUAAAAUGAUGCAUUUUUUUUUUAAAUUGAUUAUUGGUAUUUAUUGAUCUGCGAAGCUUCUCAGGCAGUGAGAUUUUCUCUCCUGUCAGGCUCUUUUUUUUCAGCCUGAACCAAAGCUGCUCCAUCAUGUUUUUUGUUUUUUUUAAACAGAGGCCCGGUUCCAGUUUGCACAUCAUGAAACAACUAUAUGUGUUAUACAGACUGUGACUGUCUGUCAAGUGACUUUGAAGUGUUUUUUAAUUUAAAGCAUUGUUGAAACAUUGGUGUCAAACGGUCACUGGACGGAUUCAAAAUGAGACGUGCAUGAAAUCACAGGUUUGGUUUGUGCAAUUAAAGAUUCAACUGUAAUUUCAGGUGGACAAGAUGUUUGAUUAUCAUUAAUUACACUGGCUGCAAAACUUAACUAAUCAUUUAUUAAUGAAAGGUCUUCUUUUUUUUUUUACUGCUUGAAUCAAACUGUUUAUUCCUGUAAACAUCAGUCACUUGCUUUUCUCCUUGCAGGAUCUCUGAUGCACACAGAGCAUCUUACUGCAGCUGUUUUUAUUUUUAUUUGGUAAUUCAAAUGUCUCAGCAUCUGAAAUUAACAUUGUAUUUCUUCUCAAUAAUUUUGUGGGGACAAUGCACGUUAAUUGAAUUUUUGUAAAAGUGCCAGUUGUAGCCUGUGAGCUUGUUUUUUUCCAGCUGUAGUGCCUGGUAGAUGUGGGUAAGGGAAUAGUGCGGUUAUAUUCUAAUUGGUUGUUUUUUUUUUUUGUUUUUUUUAAGUGUACAGUUUGUCUUCUCUGACAAAUUUAAAACACUGUCACGCUAUUUAGUCUGGAGGAAAAAGAGCUCUGUGGGGUUACUGUGCUCUAGGCUUCCCAGAGACAAACUAGUAUCAAUAAUAGUCUUUUUGUUUUUGUAGAGAGAACCAGCUGUUAGUGCUAAGAUAGUUUGUAGGAUCUUGGGAACCCGUAGCUGCUCUGUUUUUCUCCAGCAGGGAGGGAAUCACCGCCUGUUUUUAAAGAAAGAUAUAAAGUUGGCACGGAUUGACCAGAAAACACCUGUAUGUUGUCAUGUAGUGAGUUCCAACAGGGCAUAAUUACAACCUUAUUCAAAUGUUGUUGUUUUUUUUUAAAGACUGCUGCCGUAGUUGUUUGUGUGUUUGACUAUUGUACACUUUGAGGCUGUACUUUGUGGUGUUGGACUGUGUUAAAUUGAAACCUACUCUAAGCAGGAAUAUCCGAAACUAACCACCACACCAUAAACAGGAGCCUCAAAAAACGACAAAGGAGUCGAAUUAAAACCUCUGAGAUCUCCGGUGUCUGCAUCGAUUACAAUUUUACAUUUCAGAAAGGUAGCAUUUAUCUAUUUGGAUGUUAUUCUUGACAUUUCAACUGUUACGAAAACCUCUUUAUUAUCAACAUUUUCUAUAUUAAAAUUGAAUUAAAUGACUUUGACUAAAAUUAUCAAAAUGUUGCUCAUAAAGACAAAACGGCCGAGAAUUAACACCCCUCUCUGCAGCUCUGUGGAUGGCCCUACGAUUGUUUUACAGCCGCGCUAAUCUUGUGUCGUAAAAUGUAAAUGCUCUCAACUCCUGCAAGCAGCCAUUUAAAGCACCUGUGAUGAACUCCGCUUAUAUGCUACCUUCCCAACACCAAACCGCAGACAGAUUUACUGAGCAAAGUGCCAGAUAUGUAUACGUAGUCGGUGAAAACCAAAGCAGAUCUUUAAGAAGAGUGGCUAUCAUUCCUCAGACGGCCAGACACCUGUAGAUGCUUAUUUCACUCUAACAUCUUCCUGGUGUCUACCACUGUUCUAUGAAGAAGCAGAUGUCUGAAAAUGCUGCUUUAUGAGUACCAGUUGAGAUGGAUUACUGAACACUACGCAAUCAUGACUAUAACUCUAAAUCAUGUAUAUUUAAACUUCUUUCAAACCGCUUUGUUCUUGAAAUGUUGUCUACAACAGGUGGAUCCUUGAUACAUUAAAGCAACACCAAAGCACUUUUCCUCUUCGGCCCCCCUACAGGUUGGAAACGGAAUUGUCCAUUACCGUUCUCAUUCGAACUACAGAUCCGCUACCCGAUCUGGCAAACUUGCAUAGUGCGGUUUUAGCCGAUAGAGGGCCGCAAAGCGAAUACAGAAGCGCCGUUCACCCUGUCACGAGUUGAUGAACCACUGAAAAGAUUUAGGAAAUUUUUAAGGUACAGAAGAAUCUUUGGUGUUGCUUUAAAAAGCUGAUAGUUAUCUCUUAUUUAAAACCAUUUUUUGGAUAUCUGCUCCUUUAGACGUCACACAUGGUUUUUUUUAAGAGUCAAUUGAAAUUAGCUGGUAAUUGACAUAUUUCAAUACAAAAAGCCUUUUAAUGGCGAACCUAAAAAGGAAACUUUGUCUGCAUAUCAGAUUGGUGCUAUACAUUACAUCAGGUGAAAUGUGACAUACCGUGCACCCCUACAUGAUUAGAUAAACUUUUAACGUGACAAUCGGAGUAAAAUACUUUCAUUGUGAGGGGUGAGUAAAUCAAAACCAAUCUAAAUGUAUCAACAGCUGAGAAAUGUAAUAAUUAUAUGUUAAACGGCAGUGUGACGUUGACGGACAACAUCCAAACAAAACUAUUCAACAAAAAAGUAACUCAAUCCCUUCAUAGUUCAAGAAUGCACUAUUCACAUCUCAACUUGCAGAAAGCAACAACAAUACAAGUCAGAUUUUAACAUUUUAAGUCUCACUGCAGCUGCAGUUAAUGUUUUUUGAUUUAUUUCAUAUUUUUUCUUCCUCGUUUUGCCAAACGCAGUUGGCAAUAAGUAUAACCUUUUUGAUGUUGAUGCACCACAGGAUGGGGCCAUUGUUUGCAGGUGGGCAAGAUGUAAACAUUCAUACAUUAUGAGUUUCUUUAUGAUUUUGUUCAGUUUCAUGCUGGCUGUUUCUGUACAGUAAACUGGGAGAACACUGUUCAUUUGAAUGUUGGCUCUCUUCUGUAAAGCUUUUAACUGGGAUGUAAAUUUUAAUGAAUGGAAAAAGAGGAGCUUACUUUGUAAAACUAAUUAUUUUUGUGCAUCUUUCAUGGAUCUCGAGGCAGACUUUUUACUUAACCGAUGUUAAUAGAUUUUUAUUUAUGGUGUCAAGGUACAAAAAUGUUGUACAGAGGUGCAGCUUUGCACAGUCUUGUCUGCUUAUGUUUAGUAAAUGAUCUUUUUAAAUGUUGGGGAGGAAUAAAUGCAUUAUGGAAUUCUGAACAUAUUAAAUGUUAUUAUUAAAAUGUA
Perca fluviatilis (European perch) is the source of this 6316-nucleotide messenger RNA. RefSeq names its product solute carrier family 35 member E1 (gene slc35e1). The transcript is spliced from 6 exons. Gene Ontology annotation, cellular component: Golgi apparatus. The coding region runs from base 1 to 1137 and encodes 378 amino acids. NCBI's taxonomy places the organism in Eukaryota, Metazoa, Chordata, Actinopteri, Perciformes, Percidae. The record is from RefSeq and is a predicted model, not a curated record. Gene Ontology annotation, molecular function: antiporter activity.